This is a messenger RNA of Chinchilla lanigera (long-tailed chinchilla), 3243 nucleotides long. It is a transcript of the gene Pcdhac1, whose product is annotated as protocadherin alpha subfamily C, 1. Gene Ontology annotation, biological process: homophilic cell-cell adhesion. Gene Ontology annotation, cellular component: plasma membrane. NCBI's taxonomy places the organism in Eukaryota, Metazoa, Chordata, Mammalia, Rodentia, Chinchillidae. Gene Ontology annotation, molecular function: calcium ion binding. The record is from RefSeq and is a predicted model, not a curated record.
AUGGCCACCACAGAGUCAGAUGUGGAAGAUUACAAAAGUGCUAUGCAUGCUGGAGAUCCAAAAGAUGCAGUGGAAGGCCUGGAGCCCACUAUAGUGUCUCAUGGGAACCUGUAUAAAGAGUCUGCAUUGUCUUUGAUGGAAGACCGUAAGGCGGCGCUGCUCCCCGCAGGGCGGCUCAACCGCAGGACGGCCGCCCAACCUGGUCGGCAGCUCGACUGCGAGCCCGCCGGCCGGGUCCCCGCACCCCGGAUGGGACUCAGAGCCCCGCAGCGGCGCAGCCCGUCGAGCUCGCCGCUCCCGGCCCGCGCGCUCCCCGGAGUCCGGAGCAGAUUCCAGGUCGCGCCGAGGAUGCGGGCGCCGCGAGGGAGGAUGGGGGGCGGCGCGGCGGCGCUUCUGCGUCUGUGGGCGUCUUGCGGCGCGGCCGCGGUGAGGCUGCAGUAUUUGGUGCUGGAGCAGACGGAGCGCGGCGCCGCGGUGGCGGACGUCGCCGCCGACUUGAAACUGCCGGCGGUCUCGCUGUCUUUGCGAAACUUUCGCCUCCUGUCCAGCUACAGCGAGCCCUACUUCGAGGUGGACUUAUGCAGCGGCAGCUUGGUGGUCCGAGAGCCGGCCGACCGCGAGCGGCUGUGCGGGGCCAAAGCUGCCUUCGUCCUGACCUAUGAGCUCAUGUUGGAGGACGCCCUGGAGCUGCACAAGGUGCACGUCCACGUCCUGGACGCCAACGACAACUCAUCUCUCUUCCUUGCCGGGGACGUGCGGCUGCUCAUCCCCUAGUUCCUCACACCUGGAGCCCGGUUUACACUUCCGAAUGCCCAAGACGCAGAGUAGAGAAGCAACGGGUUGCUGAACAGCCUAAGCCCCAGCCAACACUUUCGCCUGGACAUGGGGUCGCAGGGCGACGGCACCGAAUACCCAGAGCUGGUGUAGGAGAAAGCGCUGGAUCGCGAGCAGCGUGACACUCAUCUGCUGGUGCUCACAGCUCUGGACAGCGGGCUGCCCGAGCUCUCCGGAGAUGGGCAAGUCACUGUCAUCGUGGUGGACACGAAUGGCAAUACGCAGGUGUUUGAACGCUCCGUGUACUGCACCAAGGUUCCGGAGACUGCUCCGAGGGGGACUGUGUUAUUCUGAGUCCAGGCCUCAGAUCCGGAUGAGGGCUCCAGUGGGGAAUACUGGUACGCCUUAAGGAAUAGCACAAGAGAAGAGCUGCGACAUCUCUUUCAUGUGCACCCUAAAAGUGGGGAGGUGCAGGUGGCUGCUUCCCUUGGUACACCUGAAGCGCUGCUGGAGGCGUACAUCGAGGCGAGGGAGGAAGGAGCCUUUGGCUUAUCGAGCACUACCUAGCUGCUGGUGGAAGUGACUGACGUGAAUGAUCACGCUCAGGAGGUGCAUUUCCUGACUCUCUCCAGCCCAGUAGCCGAGGAUGCUGCCCCUGGUACAGUGAUUGCCCUACUCAGUGUAAAGGAUGAGGACCAUGGUCCCAAUGGUUGAGUCACUUGUAGUAUGUCUGGCAGAGGUCCUUUUCAGCUGAAGGCGUCUUUUGACAACUACUACAGUUUACUGACUGAUGGGCCCCUGGACCGGGAGCGAAUGAGUGAAUACCAGGUCCUGAUUACCGCCUCGGAUGGUGGCUCACCCCUACUCAGCACCCAAAGGACACUCACUGUGUCAGUUGCUGAUGUGAAUGACAAUACACCAAGAUUUGCUCAACCUCAACAGGAACAUUUUGUGGCUAAAAACAAUGGCCCCGGGGCCUCUCUAGGUCAGGUGUUUGCCCAGGACUUACACUUGGGGAAGAAUGGCCUUGUCUUUUAUGAGCUGUUGGAUAUCAUCUCUGAAGGGAUGCCAGCCACUAGCUUGGUGGCAGUGGAACCAUCCAGUGGUGCUAUCACUGCCAAAACUUCUUUUGACUUUGAGCAACUCAGGGGAUUUAGUUUCCAAGCGGAAGGAAAGGAUGGUGGCAUUUCUUCUAGAAGUGCAACAGUGACUGUGAACUUGUUUGUGGUAGACAGGAAUGACAAUGCUCUGGUUAUCUUGUUUCCUCUCCCCAGAAAUGGCUCAAACCCUGUAGAAAUUGUGCCCCACUCUGCCAGAAAUGGACACUUGGUCACGAAAGUGGUAGCAGAGGAUGCAAACAGUGGUUCCAAUGCCUGGCUUUCCUACCACAUCUCUCACGCUUCUGACUCUAGCCUUUUCAGAAUUUCAGCCAGUGUGGGAGAGCUGCGUACUGCAUGCUUGGUUCUUUCUACUGACACAGUUAAGCAGAGGGUGAUGAUAGUGCUUCGGGACCAUGGAGACUCACCACUGUCCUCUUCUGUUGUUCUUGGCAUGCUAUUGAGUAAUUUUACACUGUAGGUCCUUCCAGACUUUGAACCAGGAGGGCAGCUUACUGCUCAGAACUUGUAUUUAAUAAUUUCCCUGGCCUGCAUUUCCUUUUUAUUUUUGGGGUGUUUACUUUUCUUCAUGUGUAUCAGGUUGAGCCAGCCUCUAGUUUCUUGCUCCUAGAGCUGCUGUCACACUCCAGAGGAUCUGAGGCAUAGAAGACAGGUAGCUUCUAACUCUUGCAUGAAGUCAGCCACAAUAGAUGUCACUACAGUGGAGAGGCUUUCUCAAACAUAUGUCUAUUGAGCCUCUCUGGGACUUGGCUCUGACAAUAACAGUUUGUUGUUGCAUGGGGAAUACAAUGCUGCUGACCUAAGAAAUCUGGUCACUGGUGUAGGACUGAAUUUGCUAAUCUCCUGCACUGAGAAUUGGAACAGGAAAGGGGAUCAUGCACAUGUCAGUGCUAUGGUAAGCAGAUUUUAUGGGAUCUGAUUCGUUUGGCUAAGAGAUGGCUGUUAGCUGUGUUCUGAAAUGCUUCUUAGAUGAUCCUUUGGUAACAUUUAAUCCAUUGAGUACUUCUUUUUAGCAUAUCCUGUGUCAAAAAUUCUGGGAGCAUAAAAGUAUUAGAGGAUUGUCAUAGGCCUCAAAAGAACUUAUAGCUUAUUUUUGAGAAGCAAGGGUAAAACAUUGAAACCUAUUAAAAUAAAUGGUAUGUAACAUAAAGGUCUCACAUUAAAGAUAGUAAAGUGCCAAAAUGUUUCAUGGGUAACUAAUAUCUGUCAAAUACUCUGAUACUUAACGUGAAGAAUGAAAAAUGUGUAAGAGUCUUUUUAUUCUAUGAGCAAAAUAUCAUGGAAGAGGUAUUUUUUCAAACCAUUAUGAUACGAUAUGUUAUGAAAAAAUGAUGAUAACCACAAGAGAUCU